GCUGAAGUGGAAAGACUACAAAUAGAUCUGGUCAGGUCAAGAUAACCUGUUGACUCCUGCCCAUGCCAACCACUUUGUUUAUUUCUGCUGGCAGAGGAGCACCUUCGGUCUUCUGCUGACUCUUCAUUAGUCACAGUGACUGAGCUCCAGAAUGAAGCUCCUGCUGGGUUUAACACUUCUGUUGGUGACACUGGGUGUCCUCAACUCUGCUCCGGCAGACCAUGCCAAAGACAUCUCAGAGGACGCCUUAAAGCAGUUGUCACUGGAUGGUGAGAAAAUUGUGGAUGAGGAGGUGAGGAGAGCUCUGUACGGGGUGAAGCAGAUGAAGGAAGUGAUGUGGAGGAAUGAUGAGAAGCACAAACACCUGAUGAGUUCUCUGAGACACAGUAGCGACAAGAAGAAGGCAAGACCCAUGGGGGCAGCUGAACUAGCCAAGGAGGUGACUGAGAAGCUGCAAGAGGCAGAGGAGCAAUGCAAGGAGUCGCUGCAGUCUGAGUGGGAGGAGUGCAGACCUUGUCUGGAGGAUGCUUGUAAAACCUUCUAUACCUCCACCUGCCGCAGGGGCUUUUCUACUUUCCAUACUAAGGUGGAAAACUUUUUUAAAAGAGUUUCCAGGCGCUUUGGCCCCCGUGAACCCAGUUUGGAAGCAGGGGACAUCCUGGUAAACCAGGACAACAACACAGACUCAGAGGUUACCCAAAUUGAGGAUUCCUUCAACCGACUGAUCAAUAAAGUGGGCACGCUGGUGAACCGUAGCGUCACCCUGGUGUCUAAGCUGAGCAACAGGCUGGACAAAGCCCUUCAAAGAGCCUUCCUGAACGACACUGGUGUCCUGACAGAAGCAACCACCUCUGAUCCCUAUGACCCUGCCCAGGAUUCAGGCUUCUUGCAGGGUGUGGGACUAGAAGAAGUACUGGAAUCCUUCUUUGACUUUGGCAAGAGUGUGGUGGAGGAGUUUGGAGCUGUGGUCACCCAGGUGCUUGAUGAUAUCCACAAGACAAUGGAGGAGGAGAAGAAGAAAGAGAGACAAAGUCUUCCUCGCUUCCUGCAGAACAGGAAGUUGUGCAGAUCCCUUCGCAGACAGACAUCAGAAUGCUGGCAGCUACAGAACCAGUGUGAAGCCUGCCAAGGAGCUCUGCUCACAGAGUGUCCCAGUGUUCGAGAGCUGCAUGUGGAGCUGGAUGAAGUUUCCCAGCUAGUGGAUAUCUCCAAAGAGCAGUAUGAUGAGAUCUUGUCUAUAGUCCAGCACCACACUGAUGAAACAGUCAACUGGCUCAGCAACAUGGCAGCUGAAUUCAGUUGGGUGGCUGAGGCUGUGAGCAACAGCAGCACUCCACAAAACAUUUUCCGCAUCACUAAGGUGGCACCAGAGAGCCAUGGCGAACAGAACGAGGCUGCUCAUGAGACCAAGGUGGAGGUAAACAUCCUAAACUCUCCUCCACUUAUCCUCACUGUUCCCAGUGAGCUGGAGCUGCAGGAUCCUGCCUUCAUCCAGUAUGUGGCCCAGGAGGCUCUGGAGAAGUACAAAGAGAUGGUCAGGUUUGAAGAUGAAUAAUACUGCGGUGUCUUCUACUUCUUCAGCACUUCCUCUGCAAACACAGCUCGACUGUGUUUGUAUCGUAGGCAUCAUCUUAUUGAAAUCUACAAUAGAACAGUCAGCAAUCCUUGUAUUCAUUAAAAGUGAAGAAGAAAACGUGCUUCUCGCCUGCGGUCAAAUGGUGUGAAUAAAUAAAAAAUAAUAAUUACAGAGCAUAAGAAAACA
This is a messenger RNA of Archocentrus centrarchus (flier cichlid), 1762 nucleotides long. RefSeq names its product clusterin-like 1 (retinal) (gene clul1). Gene Ontology annotation, cellular component: nucleus. Gene Ontology annotation, molecular function: misfolded protein binding. Bases 152 to 1555 code for a protein of 467 amino acids. NCBI's taxonomy places the organism in Eukaryota, Metazoa, Chordata, Actinopteri, Cichliformes, Cichlidae. The transcript is spliced from 9 exons. The record is from RefSeq and is a predicted model, not a curated record.